This is a messenger RNA of Postia placenta MAD-698-R-SB12, 345 nucleotides long. RefSeq lists its product as hypothetical. NCBI's taxonomy places the organism in Eukaryota, Fungi, Basidiomycota, Agaricomycetes, Polyporales, Adustoporiaceae. The transcript has 3 exons. The record is from RefSeq and is a predicted model, not a curated record. The annotation marks the transcript as partial.
UUAAGUAUUGAAACAGUAUGUCGACGACAUCGUGACGUAAAUUGUCGUCCGGCUUCUGAGGAAGCCCUGAUCCAUGCACUGAACCGUCCUGAAGUUGUCCAUUCGUCGAUCCUCUUACUACGUCUCGUAACGUGUGGGAUCUGGUUGACGCGCCGAUGCCCUCAUUAUGGCGAGAGAGCGGAGCCGGCACUUAGUAUCCGAAUUGGUAAUAGGGGUGUUCAAAUCUUGUCGCUCGGCGCUCGCUCAUUCACUUGCGGGGCGCCCGCCUGUUUUGAAUACAUCUGUGUCGGAUUCUUAACGUCCGCGGUCGCGAUCCACGCUCCCUACGUCAAUCCGAUAUUGUAG